AUGUCGGUGGUGGGCCUGGACGUGGGCUCCCAGAGCUGCUACAUCGCCGUGGCCCGGGCCGGGGGCAUCGAGACCAUCGCCAACGAGUUCAGCGACCGCUGCACCCCAUCGGUGAUUUCUUUCGGAUCGAAAAACCGAACGAUUGGAGUGGCCGCUAAAAACCAGCAAAUCACUCACGCGAACAACACGGUCUCGAACUUCAAGAGAUUCCAUGGCCGGGCGUUUAAUGACCCUUUCGUUCACAAGGAGAAGGAAAAGCUGAGUUUUGACUUGAUUCCCAUGAAGAACGGCGGCGUUGGAAUAAAGGUAAUGUACAUGGACGAGGAGCAUUUCUUCAGCGUGGAGCAGAUCACAGCCAUGCUGUUGACCAAACUAAAGGAGACGGCCGAGAACAACCUCAGGAAGCCAGUGACUGACUGCGUCAUCUCCGUUCCCUCCUUCUUCACCGAUGCCGAAAGGAGAUCAGUCCUGGAUGCUGCUCAGAUCGUUGGCCUGAACUGCCUAAGGCUGAUGAACGACAUGACCGCGGUUGCUUUGAAUUACGGGAUCUAUAAGCAAGACCUUCCGGCCCUAGAAGAGAAGCCCCGGAUAGUGGUGUUUGUGGACAUGGGACACUCUGCUUUCCAAGUGUCUGCGUGUGCUUUUAACAAGGGCAAGCUGAAGGUCCUGGGCACGGCCUUCGAUCCUUUCUUGGGGGGCCGGAAUUUCGACGAGAAGCUAGUGGACUACUUUUGUGCCGAAAUCCAAGCCAAGUACAGACUGGAUCCCAGGUCCAAAAUCCGAGCCCUCCUGCGCCUCUACCAGGAGUGCGAGAAACUGAAGAAGCUGAUGAGCUCUAACAGCAUGGACUUGCCCCUGAACAUCGAGUGCUUUAUGAACGACAUCGACGUCUCUGGGAAAAUGAACAGAUCCCAAUUUGAAGAGCUGUGCGGCGAUCUUCUUCAGAAGAUAGACACUCCUCUGCACACCCUAAUGGAGCAAACCCAACUGAGAGUAGAAGACAUAAGUGCGGUGGAGAUUGUCGGAGGGACUACGAGAAUCCCCGCGGUUAAGGAGAAGAUCGCCAGAUUCUUUGGCAAAGACGUCAGCACGACGCUGAACGCGGACGAGGCCGUCGCAAGAGGUUGUGCCCUUCAGUGUGCAAUCCUUUCCCCGGCCUUUAAAGUAAGGGAGUUUUCGGUCACCGAUGCCGUCCCUUUCCCGAUCUCUCUCGUCUGGAGCAACGAUUCGGAAGACACCGAUGGGGCUCAUGAGGUAUUUAGCCGAAACCAUGCAGCUCCUUUCUCCAAAGUUCUUACCUUCUAUAGAAAGGGACCAUUUGAGCUAGAAGCCUUCUACUCUGACCCCGCAGGUGUCCCUUACCCUGAAGCAAAAAUUGGCCGCUUUGUGGUCCAGAAUAUUUCAGCCCAGAAAGAUGGAGAGAAGUCUAAGGUGAAAGUCAAAGUGCGUGUUAACACCCACGGCAUCUUCACCGUCUCUACGGCAUCUAUGGUAGAGAAGGUUCAGUCGGAGGAAAACGAAGACCCCUCCGUCGAGGGCGACGUGGACUGUCAGAACCACAGACCAGCGGAAAACUCAGACAAUGAUAAAAAUGUCCAGCAAGACAACAGUGAAGCUGGACCAGAGCCCCAGGUACAAACCGAUGACCACCAAACUCCACAGUCUCCCCCUCCACCUGAACCUCCCUCCGAAGAACACAAAAUUCCAGACGCUGACAAAGGAAACGAGAAGAAAGGCGACCAGCCUCCAGAAGCCAAAAAGCCCAAGAUGAAGGUGGUGAACGUGGAACUGCCAGUUGAAGCAAACUUGGUGUGGCAGCUGGGCAGAGACCUUCUCAACUUGUACAUUGAGACAGAGGGCAAGAUGAUCAUGCAGGACAAACUGGAGAAGGAGAGGAACGAUGCCAAAAACGCCGUGGAGGAGUACGUGUACGAGUUCCGGGACAAGCUCUCUGGGCCUUAUGAGAAGUUUGUGGGGGAGCAGGAUCUGCAGAGCUUUUUGAGGCUCCUGACAGAAACCGAAGACUGGCUGUACGAGGAGGGAGAAGACCAGGCCAAACAGGCCUACGUAGACAAACUGGACGAACUGACGAAACUGGGUACCCCCAUUAAGAUCCGAUGUCAAGAAGCCGAGGAACGGCCCCGGGCGUUUGAAGAACUGGCCCAGAGGCUGCAGCACUAUGCCAAGAUAGCCGGGGACUACAGAAACAAGGAUGAGAAAUACAUCCACGUCGACGCAACCGAAAUGAAGAAGGUGGAGAAAUCCGUCAACGAAGUGAUGGAGUGGAUGAACAACGCCCUGAACGCCCAAGCUAAGCAAAACCUCGCUCAGGAUCCGGUUGUCCGCGCAAGCGAAAUAAAAGCCAAAGUGAAGGAACUGAGCAGCGUGUGCGAGCCGAUCGUCACCCAGCCCAAACCCAAAGUUGAAUCCCCCAAGCAAGACAAGCCUCCGAACGGCCCCGUCCCGGAUCAGAAUGGCGACGUGGCCGGCAAAGCCCACCCCGAUGGGGACGUGCCCCAGCAGAACGGCGACUGUCACCCCGGGGACAAGAACCCCGACGUCGGCAUGGAUUUGGAUUAGGGGGCUAAGCG
Molecule: messenger RNA, 2591 nt
Organism: Tachyglossus aculeatus (Australian echidna)
Lineage: Eukaryota; Metazoa; Chordata; Mammalia; Monotremata; Tachyglossidae
Gene: HSPH1
Product: heat shock protein family H (Hsp110) member 1
Exons: 18
Coding region: 1-2580 (859 amino acids)
Biological process (GO): protein folding
Cellular component (GO): nucleus; cytosol
Molecular function (GO): ATP-dependent protein folding chaperone; ATP binding
Source: RefSeq, a predicted model, not a curated record